CUCACAGGGUGGAAGGAAGUCUCCCUGGGACAUGUGAACAUCCGAGUGCGCGAACCUUCCAACAUGUUCGAGUGGAAGUGCCGAGGCCUUCUUCUCCUGGCCGUCAUCGCCACGUGCAAAAAUGAUGUGCCGAUAGCAUCAACAACGACAUAUGAACGGGACACGGCCACUACCGAAAUCAGCAAAGAUACAGUCGCGAUGGUAUCCAGCAGUGAGUCAUCGAAAAACCUGAGUACCACAUCAGAAACCCUCCCAAUAACAUUUAGCGAAAGUAGUGGGACGUUCCACAUGGGUACCAACUCAUAUCCUGCCACAGAGAAAUCUAGCGAAACUAUUGAGACAUCUGGUACUAUUACCACAGCUGAACCUGUAACUCGGACAUCUAGUCCAACAAAUGGGACGUCUGACAUGAGUACGACAACAAAUCCUGGCAAACAGACGAAUAACAUCAUGAGUGGGACAUCUGAAUCAAGCACCACAACUGAACAAGCAACAAAGAAACCAAGCACCACAAGUAAGACGUCUGACGUAAGCGCCAACGCAGAUCCUGGAGCACAGACGACUAGCGACGUAAGUGGGGCAUCUGAUACAGGUACGACCACAGUACCUGCAACACAGACAUUUGCAACCACAAGUAAGACGUCUGACGUGAGCGUCGCCACAGUACCUACGACACAGACAUCUGCAACCACAAGUAAGACGUCUGACGUGAGUGUCACCACAGAUCCUGGAACACAGACGACUAGCGACGUAAGUGGGGCAUCUGAUACAGGUACGACCACAGUACCUGCAACACAGACAUUUGCAACCACAAGUAAGACGUCUGACGUGAGCGUCGCCACAGUACCUACGACACAGACAUCUGCAACCACAAGUAAGACGUCUGACGUGAGUGUCACCACAGAUCCUGGAACACAGACGACUAGCGACGUAAGUGGGGCAUCUGAUACAGGUACGACCACAGUACCUGCAACACAGACAUCUGCCACCACAAGUAAGACGUCUGACGUGAGUGUCACCGCAGAUCCUGGAACACAGACGACUAGCGACAUAAUUGGGACAUCUGACACAGGUACGACCACAGUACCUGCAACACAGACAUCUAGCACCACAAGUAAGACGUCUGACGUGAGCGUCACCGCAGAUCCUGGAACACAGACGACUAGCGACAUAAUUGGGACAUCUGACACAGGUACGACCACAGUACCUGCAACACAGACAUCUAGCACCACAAGUAAGACGUCUGACGUGAGCGUCACCGCAGAUCCUGGAACACAGACGACUAGCGACAUAAUUGGGACAUCUGACACAGGUACGACCACAGUACCUGCAACACAGACAUCUAGCACCACAAGUAAGACGUCUGACGUGAGCGUCACCGCAGAUCCUGGAACACAGACGACUAGCGACAUAAUUGGGACAUCUGACACAGGUACGACCACAGUACCUGAAACACAGACAUUUGCAACCACAAGUAAGACGUCUGACGUGAGUGUCACCACAGAUCCUGGAACACAGACGACUAGCGACAUAAUUGGGACAUCUGAUACAGGCACGACCACAGUACCUGCAACACAGACAUUUGCCACCACAAGUAAGACGUCUGACGUGAGUGUCACCACAGAUCCUAGAACACAGACGACUAGCGACAUAAGUGGGACAUCUGACACAGGUACGACCACAGUACCUGCAGCACAGACAUCUAGCACAACAAGUAAGGCGUCUGACGUGAGUAUCACCACAGAACUUGUAACACAAAAAUCUGUCGCCACUGAUUGGAAGACCCCUUUGAGUACCACUGCACAUUCUGUCACACAGAAAUCUAUCGCCACUAGUCAGACGCCCCUCAUGACCACCACCGCCCAGGCUGUCACACAGAAAUCUAUUGCCACUAGUCAGACGCCCCCCAUGACCACUACUGCACAGGCUGUCACACAGAAAUCUAUCGCCACUAGUCAGACGACCCCCAUGACCACCAUUGCACAGGCUGUCACACAGAAAUCUAUCGCCACUAGUCAGACGACCCCCAUGACCACUACUGCAAAAGCUGUAACGCAGACUUCUGGCAGGACUAGUCAGACGUCAAAUAUAGGGACCAAACCUGAAUCCGUCACAUUGGUACAUCGCAGCUCCACUGGGUCCUUUGACAUUGUGAACACACCUAGGGAAAAUGCCAGACAGUCAUCCAGCAGCGCCUGGCAGACCUUUCCUGGAUCAAGGACAACUCAAGGGGCAGCUACUGAGACUCACCCGACCACUGCUGUUAUGUCUGGAUCAACCGGUGGGACAACUGGUUCUACUCUUGGGACGUCUGAAAAUUCCAUUGGACAAACGGGGUCUUCUGCUGGGACAUCCAAUAUUGGUGGCGUUUUGCUGACAUCAACCACUCCUAAAACAUCCAGCACAAAUCUCUAUCCUCAGACAUCCGGCUCCGCUAAUGUCCCACAAGUAACGCAGUCGAAUCCUGUUGCAGUGAAACCAACAACGAGCACGAGCACAACCAGACCUCCAGACGUCAACGUGGAAUCGGCGCCGGAAACCAACCUCCUCCUGAAGGUCACCGUACCUUCCCUCUGU
This is a messenger RNA of Darwinula stevensoni, 2577 nucleotides long. The record is from the annotation of a GenBank genome assembly. Lineage: Eukaryota; Metazoa; Arthropoda; Ostracoda; Podocopida; Darwinulidae.